This is a messenger RNA of Xylona heveae TC161, 2177 nucleotides long. Its product is annotated as Thiamin diphosphate-binding protein. Gene Ontology annotation, cellular component: acetolactate synthase complex; mitochondrion. Bases 47 to 1828 code for a protein of 593 amino acids. The record is from RefSeq and is a predicted model, not a curated record. Gene Ontology annotation, molecular function: magnesium ion binding; thiamine pyrophosphate binding; acetolactate synthase activity. The transcript has 5 exons. Lineage: Eukaryota; Fungi; Ascomycota; Xylonomycetes; Xylonales; Xylonaceae. Gene Ontology annotation, biological process: L-valine biosynthetic process.
CUGUCUUUGAAACUCAACGGAUAGUCCUAGCUUUGAAAGCAGCAUAAUGUAUACAGCAUCUUUUGCAUUUUUUGAGGCGAUAUGGGAGGCCGGUAUUACACAUUGUUUUGUCAAUCUUGGAUCGGACCAUCCCAGCAUCAUCGAAGCUAUAGUCAAAGGGCAAAAUGAAAAGCAGGGCAAAUUUCCAAAGAUUAUCACAUGCCCUAAUGAGAUGGUUGCUCUUUCAAUGGCAGACGGAUAUGCCCGACUGACCAACCAGCCGCAAUGCGUAAUAGUCCACGUCGACGUGGGUACACAGGGUCUCGGGGCCGCAGUCCACAAUGCCUCCACCGGACGCGCUCCUGUAUUUAUAUUUGCCGGCCUCUCGCCAUAUACUAUUGAAGGCGAAAUGCGCGGCUCACGAACAGAAUAUAUUCAUUGGAUUCAAGAUGUGCGGGACCAGACGGCGAUUCUGGGACAGUACUGCCGCUACACCGGCGAAAUAAAAACCGGCAAGAAUGUCAAACAAAUGGUCAAUCGGGCCUUGCAAUUUGCCAUGAGCGAUCCCAAGGGACCCGUUUACCUGGUCGGAGCACGGGAGCCCAUGGAGGAGGAAAUUGACGCAUAUUCUCUUGUUCAGGAACAAUGGACACCCGUUGAACCAUGUGGACUCUUCCCGGACGCCGUGGCGAGCAUUGCAGAAUUGCUCGUCAAUGCCAGAGAACCACUCGUCAUAACCGGUUAUCUGGGUCGCACUCAUGCUGCAGUCAACCAGUUGGUCAAGCUCGCAGAUACACUUCGAGGUCUACGUGUCCUCGAUACGGCCGGAUCAGACAUGAGUUUCCCCGCUGAUCACCCAGGAUGGCUUGGGCUGCGAUUCGGCGUGGACGAGAGCAUCAAGACAGCAGAUGUUAUACUCGUGAUUGACUGCGACGUGCCCUGGAUCAACACGCAAUGCCAGCCUCGGGCCGACGCAAAAAUUAUUCAUCUAGAUGUUGAUCCGCUCAAACAGCAAAUGCCGGUUUUCUACAUCGCUGCGCACCAGCGGUACCGCACCGACAGCUGUACGGCGCUCAGCCAGAUCAAUGCCCUAAUCGAAGCGCGUCCAGAUCUUCUCGCCAAGCUACGACUACCAUUCUAUCACCAACGUUGGGAGAACCUCUUGGACUCGCACCGUCUACGGCUUCAAAGUAUCACUGAUCAGGCCCAGCCCGCUGCCAAUGGCCACUUUUCGACUCCUUACCUCGUAGCAACCCUGCGGCGUGCCCUACCCAAGGACACCAUCUUUUGCAUCGAGGCCGUCACCCAGUCCGUCCUAGUGCACGACCAGCUCCAGGCCACGCUUCCCGGGCAAUGGAUCAAUUGCGGCGGCGGCGGACUAGGAUGGUCUGGCGGUGCAGCGCUGGGAGUCAAGCUCGCCACCCAGGCUAUUGGCCUCAACAAAUUUGUCUGCCAGAUUGUGGGUGAUGGCACUUUUUUGUUCAGCGUACCAGGCAGUGUGUAUUGGAUCUGUCAGCGCUAUGGCAUUCCAAUUCUGACGAUUGUCUUGAACAAUAAGGGCUGGAACGCACCUCGCCGCUCUCUCCUGCUUGUUCACCCUGACGGCCUCGGCUCCCGCGCAUCCAAUGAAGAACUUAACAUCUCUCUCGUGCCUACUCCCGACUACGCAGGCAUCGCCAAGGCGGCUGCAGGCGGGAACCUCUUUGCCGCCCGUGCCUCGACAGUCGAGGAUCUAGAUAAAUUACUCCCCCUUGCUGUAGAGGCAGUCCAGAAUCAAGGCGUCUCUGCCGUGCUUGAUGCCCAUUUGGACGGACCAGAGGGCAAAUAUACCCUUGAGCAAACCAUGUAAGGUUGUGGCUAUUCUAUCUUUACCCCGCUGGCUUGUAUGUGUCUUAUCUUGCAUUGUCCUACCCUGUCUUCUCCCUAGCUUGCUCUCUAGUAUACUGCGCUGCACAAUGCUCUGUUGGUACUGCACUGUACCCUGCAAGGCAUACUACAAUUUGGUAUGAAUCUACUGCACAGCUUAUUAUCGUCGUGGAAGUAAAAACUUGCAACUAUUCUGUCAAUUUGCUCGGCUGACAACAUUCGAUGUCAUUCCAAUGCUAUACAUAUACGUAUACUCUGUAAUGUGAGUGUGUUGGGGUUUCCGUUGGCGCGUGUAUUCGACACUUCCGAGACUGAUAUAUAAAACUGCUUUC